Molecule: messenger RNA, 3139 nt
Organism: Oryctolagus cuniculus (rabbit)
Lineage: Eukaryota; Metazoa; Chordata; Mammalia; Lagomorpha; Leporidae
Source: RefSeq, a predicted model, not a curated record
GGGAACCUUUAGACUGGGGCUCCUCUGGGAAGCCGGGGAUGCCGCAGUAUAGCUGAAGCGGCACCCAGGAAGGAGCGACGCGGCCCGGGCCGGAGCCCCGGCGCGGCCGACAUGGCCUGCUGCCACAAAGUAAUGCUGCUGCUAGACACCGCGGGCGGAGCCGAGCGCCACAGCCGGGUCCGGCGGGCCGCCCUGCGCCUCCUCACCUACCUGAGCUGCCGGUUCGGCCUGGCCAGGGUCCACUGGGCCUUCAAGUUCUUUGACUCGCAGGGAGCGCGCAGCCGGCCCUCCCGCGGGUGCGACUUCCGCGAGCUGGGGGUCCGCUCCUGGGAGGACUUUGAGGAGGAGCUGGAGGCCCGGCUCGGCGAGCGCGCCCCCGGCGCCCACCUGCCGGGCCCGGCGCCCAGGGCCAGCCUCACGCACAGCGCGCUGCUGGAGACGCUGCUGGACUACCAGUGGGACCGGCCGGAGAUCACGUCGCCCACGAAGCCGGUGCUGCGCAGCAGCGGGAGGAGGCUGCUGGACGUGGAGGGCGAGACCCGUGAGGCCGAGGCCGCGCCGGGGGGCUGCGUGAACGCCGUCUUCCUGCUGGCCCCCUGCCCGCAUUCGCGCAGGGAGCUGCUGCAGUUCGUGUCCGGGUGCGAGGCCCAGGUCCAGCGCCAGCCGCCCACGCCUAAGCAGGUGACGGAGAAGCUGCUGCCCAAGAGAGUCCAGGAGAUCCUGAUCGCCCGAAAAAUCCGCCUGUACUGGGUGGACACGACCGAGGCGUCCAAGUUGUGGGAAUCCCCAGACCACUUGGGGUACUGGACAGUGUGUGAACUGCUCCACCAUGGAGGAGGCGCUGUCUUGCCGUCCGAAACAUUCAGCCGGGAUUUUCCUAAAGCUGGGGAGACACUGUCAAGUGAGCCUCAUCUCUCUCCCUGGAUUUCAACUCUGCCGGCAGAGGCCACUUUAAACCGUUUGCUCUAUAAUUCUCCUGCGUAUGAAGCCUCAUUUCCACAGAUGCAGGGGACAUUAUUUCUCCCUGUUGAAGGCCAAGAGAGUCAAGAAACAUGGACAGUCACCUUGGAGCCCUUGGCUAUGCACCAGAGACAUUUUCAAAAACCAGUGAGAAUUUUUCUGAAAGGCUCCGUGGCCCAGUGGUCCCUCCCGCCCAGCAGCAUUGCAGGCACCGACAGCUGGAUGCUGCAGACUCCGGAGGAGCACACGUCGACCCAGAGGCUGUUUCAGCGGCUGGUGAGCAGGCUGGUGGCUGAGGAGCUGCAUCUGGUUGUUGAUGUGGACCCUGGAGAAGGCUGGCCCCCGGUCACCGGAGUUAUUUCCCCGCUCUCUGCCAAUGCUACAGUUCUCACUGUGUUCCGCACUGAAGAGGCUGUAUUUCAAAACCAUUUUCUCCAAGCAGCUGUGGCCCAGGGCCCGCAGGAUACAGCUUCCCUUUUCCCAGAUGUUGUGGAUGACGUACUGAAUCAGUUUCAUGAUUCACUGGAAAAUCCUGCUCCUUCUGCUCCUCCUGUUCCAGAGUGGGCCCAGCAGGAGCUUGGCCGCACCGUUGCCUGGAGUCCCACCAUUGUGGAGAAUUGGUUUCCUUUCUCAAACACCAGUGGUGCCAGUUCAAAUUUGAUGGAGUCAUUCUGGUUACUACAGGCUGCCUCAUGUAUUAAGGAAGAGGCUUCUAAAACCGAGAGUGAAUUAACCCGGGGCCUCUCGGAGCUCUACCAGAGAAGAUCCCGUGAAGAAUCCACUGCAACUAAUCAAGAGGACAGCAGAAAGAAACGCGGUGUCCCCCGCACUCCAGUGAGGCAGAAGAUGAAUACCAUGUGCCGUUCCUUGAAGAUGGUGAACGUUGCCAGGCUCAAUGUAAAGGCUCAGAAGUUACAGCCGGAUGGCAGUCCAGACGUGGCUGGGGAAAAGGGGAUCCCAAGGAUAGCUGGUGGAAGAGCAGCAGAUAAGCUGGAAGACAGAGGGAGGACGUUAAGAAGUUCUAAACCCAAAGAUUUUAAAACUGAGGAUGAACUACUGUCUUACAUACAUGAAAAUUACCAAAAGACUGUGGCCUCAGGAGAAACCACAUUGUGUUCGUGUGCUCGGAACAUAAUCUCCACCAUUAAAGUGUUCCUGAAAUCAAAAGGCAUCAAGGAAUUAGAAGUAACUUGUCUGAAUCAAGUAAAAAGUAACUUUUUAAAAACGAGCAAAAGUCUUCGACAGAAUCUAGGGAAAAAGCUGGAUAAAGAAGACAAAGUCAGAGAGUGCCAGCUCCAGGUGUUUCUUCGUUUGGAGCUGUGUGUACAGUGCCCUUCAGUACUUGAAAGUCCUGAUGAUAUGGAGCACACGGUGGAGGAGGUGACAGAUUUGCUGCGCAUGUUGUGUCUCACUGAGGACUCUGCAUACCUGUCCAACUUUCUGGAGGAAAUUUUGAAACUGUACAUUGACUCGAUCCCAGAGACGCUGGGAAACCUUUACAACAGCCUCGGGUUUAUGAUUCCUCAGAAGCUGGCUGGCGUCCUGCCUACAGACUUCUUCAGCGAUGACUCCAUAACACAAGAGAGCAAAUCACCACUUCCUUCCGUGCCUCUCCUGCCGAGUUCUCACAGAUCAGUGUCGGGCAGCACCGAAUCAGACCAGCUGGAAGAGCUGCGCACCAGAUCAGCCAAGAAGAGAAGGAAAAAUGCAUUAAUAAGACAUAAAAGCAUUGCAGAGGUUUCACAGAAUCUUCGACAAAUUGAAGUUCCCAAAAUGUCCAAGAGAGCUACAAAAAAUGAGAGCACUCGCCCUGCCCUUCAGCAGCCUCCGCCUCCAGGGAAAGAUACAGGACAAGAAGUGACCAAAGUUCGGAGAAAUCUCUUCAACCAAGAAGUACUAUCUCCCUCAAAAAGAUCUCUUAAGCGGGGGUUGCCCAGAAGCCAUUCUGUGUCAGCUGUCGAAGGUCUGGAGUAUAAACUGGACAGAAAGACCAGAGGUACCGUGUUUCCGUUCAUCAGCGAGGAGGGGCUCUUUCUGUCUUGGCUGAGUGAUUUGAGUCUUCUUCGGGUUUCUCAGUUUUGUUCAUCCUUUCAGUGGACUCUCUUUUGGUUUCAUUGGAUUUUCUCCGUUGUUUAUUAAUCUUGAUUUCCUUCCCUCUACUUGCCAUGAUUUUUAGCUU